AUUACUUUUAAUGAUUUUCCAUCACUAUGUGGUGGAUGUGAAACACAGGAGCUAUAGUGUUAUUUCAUGAGAUAAAAGGAAGAUCGCAGUGAGAUUUUACGGCUGCAAAUAAAGCAUUAGUUUUUAAAGGAUCUUUUGGAUUGUAACACUGAGCGAGAGAACCUUGAUGUUCUACAAUGUCUGGACAACAGAUGAAGUUUUGGGACCCGAAAACAUUAAGUGCACAUCUAGCUGCCCGCGGAGUGAGUCCAAGGGGCGUACAAAGUAUCAAAGACAAUGGAAUAACUGGUGAAAUGCUAUUGGAGUUUUGUGAAGAAGACAUUCAUGAUGCUUUUUCUGUUUUCAAGGACCGGUUCAUAGUAAGAAAAACUAUACGUGAAUGUAAAUCGUUGUCAAAACCAACUGGAAUGCAUAAUCCUCAGAUUCUGCAAUCAAAUGCUUUAAGUGUUGGGCAAGGAAACAACACUACAAAGCCUGUGGUUAGUAAGACUUUCACAGCAAGCUCACCACAACCAAACUCAUCUGCGCAUAGUUAUCAAGUGUCUGCUAACGUAAACCAUCCAAGAGCAUACUCUACUUUUCAACCCCCUUACUCUCAACAAAAUUUGCACCACAAUCAGCCAAAGAAAGAAACAUUUCAGAUGCCUAGAGCAUCCGAAGUUAAGUUGGAAAAUGUUCCCAAACUCGGAUGUUCCAGUGCAAGCAGUGGUUCUUCGUUUUCUUCACAUUCAGAUGUCCAUUCUUUCCCUAAGCCAGUCAGAAGUCCUCUUAUGCACCACGUGGUAUCCAGUUCCGUAGAAGAACGUGUGCCUAGAUCUGAUACCAUUAUAAUUCCCACAGGGGAACCAAUCACAAACGUUUCACAAAAUCAAGUUGUUCGAUCUCUUAACAUUAUAACAGCAGAAGAAAAACAAAGGAUCAAAAGAUAUAGUGCAGAAGCUCUCCUGGAGAAAAAGUCUAUCCGCAGCAAACCAAAUGAAGCCCAGCAUUUGGGAUCUCUUGCAAUUCGUAACGCUGCUCAGGUUGCUCAAAUAUGGGACAAUCCACCAGUUCUAAGAGAGAUUCCUAACGAUAAGAGGGAGGUAUUCGUGAAGUCUUUGUUAGCCUUUGCUCCUCAGUUAGCAGACACAAUAGACAUGGUGUGGGUAAGACUGAGAGAAGCUCUUCAGAACAGACGGAAGUACUUGUCGGAUAAAGAAACAGGGAAAAGACAAACAAAGGCAUGUAGAUCUAAUCCGUAUGAGAAGAGGAAGUCUAACAGUCCUGUUUUAUUGAAAGUGACGGAGGCAGGGUCGCUGAUAGACCUUACAGAAACUAAGUAGAUCCAUCAAUAUUCUUUUUUAUAUUGCUGUUGUAUUCCCAAAACAUUAACAUUCUUUCAUGUUUUAGGCUGCAUGGUACAUAUACCACUUCUUAAGUUAAAUUUUCUUACAUUAGUAACUUUAAAUGAGGCACGAUGCACGUGUCAUAACCAGUGCACAUAAACAAUCUUUUGUUGAAACAGUGGUGUAAAUUGUACCGGUCUUUUGGACAUCAUGAUGUUAAUUGUGGUUAUUUCUUGACAAAUAAAGUAAAAAUAGAAAAAUUUCAAACU
Molecule: messenger RNA, 1594 nt
Organism: Saccostrea cuccullata (small rock oyster)
Lineage: Eukaryota; Metazoa; Mollusca; Bivalvia; Ostreida; Ostreidae
Exons: 3
Coding region: 177-1322 (381 amino acids)
Source: RefSeq, a predicted model, not a curated record